AUGCUGGCGACGCGUCUGCUUCGGCCCAGCGCCGCCCCUUCUCUCGUUUCCCGUUCCUUCGCUACCUCCAGCCUUUGCUUCAGAACCCCGUCCAUCAGGGACAUCACCCCAGACAAUGCUGCCACAUUCAAUGCGCGCCAGAAGGAGUUUCGUGACAAUCUCGAAGCUGCACGGAAGAAAAAACUAGAGCAAGAGAGUCAGUCGAUUAAUAAUUCUGUUUCUCCUUCUUCUUCUUCUACUACUACCACUACUACUACUUCUUCCUCUCCUGCUGCCCUCGACAAAGACGGCACGAGCGGCGCUCGUUCUGUAGUUGAUGCUGCCGAGCGUUUGGAUGGCCAGGCCUUGGGCUCACUUUCCACUCACCGAAUUCUAGGAGAAAAGCGUCAAUCCGAGCUUAAUACCCAAACCAAGCGUGGUCCGCUCUCUAGCCUUAUCUAUGGAACGAAAGAAGGCCAGCAGUUGGACAGAGAUAUCGAGAGAUCGUUUUCCGAAGUGCUUGCACGCGGCAAGUACGUCCAUUCGAUCGUCUUCCAUAAAGUCAAACCCGAUAAAGUCGACGAAUACGUGAAGCUGGUUGGAGAAUGGUAUCCCAAGAUGGCAGCAAUCGAGGCCAAUCGUGUGAACCUUGUCGGAAGCUGGCGUACUCAGGUCGGAGAUAAUGACACUUUCGUUCACAUUUGGGAGUAUCAGCGCUACUCUGGAUACCAUGCAUCGCUCCAUAACAUAUCAAAGCAACCCGAGUUUUCCAAGUUCGAUCGGCAUCUCAAAUCCCUCAUCGAUAGCAAGAGUACAUCUUUGAUGCAAGAAUUCUCGUUCUGGCCUACGACUCCGCCUCGCCGUCUCGGCGGUAUAUUCGAGCUCCGUUCCUACACCUUGCACCCGGGAAACCUCUUGGAGUGGGAGAGCCAUUGGCGCAAGGGACUAGCUGCCAGACGCGUGGUUAUGGAAGGAGUGGGCGCAUGGUUCGUGCAGAUUGGCGACCUCAACACGGUUCAUCAUCUCUGGCAAUUUGCAGACCUUGAAGAGCGUAAGAAGCGACGCGAGGAAUCCUGGAACAUUGAGGGUUGGGCCGAUACGGUGCACAAAACGGUCCCGUUAAUCCAGACAAUGAAGAGCCGAAUUCUUAUCCCCAUGCCGUGGAGUCCAGUGGGGUAA
Uncinocarpus reesii 1704 is the source of this 1158-nucleotide messenger RNA. RefSeq lists its product as uncharacterized. The transcript has 2 exons. Gene Ontology annotation, cellular component: mitochondrion. The record is from RefSeq and is a predicted model, not a curated record. The coding region runs from base 1 to 1158 and encodes 385 amino acids. Lineage: Eukaryota; Fungi; Ascomycota; Eurotiomycetes; Onygenales; Onygenaceae.